AACGAAAAUGAUUCAAAAUAACAGAAAAAUUCAAAUGCUGUUGAAGCAGAGCAGAAAAUAUAGGAUGUUAGCUUUGAUAUCUAGGAAGCUCUACAGGAAAUACGUUUCGUUACUCUCUAGUCCGGUUAAAUCCCGAAAACGUAGGGUGUGGUCAACUGUAGAAAAUUCUAGAUUUUGGGAAGAUGAAGUACCAAAGUUUAGUGAUAAAAAGUUCAAAAACACGUUUCGGUUUGACAGAUGUACGUUUAAUUUGUUGGUCAAAAAAUUACAUCGCCUGCAAAGAGAAGAUACUCUUUGGCGGUCUGCUAUUCGGUUGGAGAAACGCAUCGCUAUUGCCCUGUAUGCUUUCGGAUCGUCAGCGGAAUAUAGAACUAUUGGAAGUCUAUUCGGUGUAGGAAGAACAACUACGGGUGAACUGGUCAUUGAAAUCUGCAAUGCGGUUGUAGAUGUUGUGCAACACGAAGUGUUUGACGCAUACCCACCAACCUCGGAGAAGAUAUCAGAAAUAGUCGGUGGCUUCGAGAAACUGGGUUUUCCACAAUGCUACGGUGCCAUUGAUGGAUGCCAUAUAGAAGUCAAAGUACCAAAAAAUGAGGCAACCGACUACUAUAACUUCAAAGGAUGGCAUUCGGUUAUUCUGUUUACUGCGGUGGAUCAUCGUUACCGGUUCACAUAUAUCAACGUAGGAGUUCCUGGCCGUUCAAUUGAUUCAACUAUUUUUGAGAACUCUAAACUCAAAAAAGUACACUGCACGAACGAGACAUUUAAAGCGCAUUCAAAACUAAUCGAAGGGGUUGUAGUACCGAUACUGUUGAUCGGCGAUUCGGCUUUCAGACUGUCAAACCAGGUGAUGAAGCCGUUUCUAUUUUCUGUAGAUCAGCCGGAGCAUGAAAAGUUAUUUAAUUAUCAACUAUCAGCAUGCCGACGAGUUGUAGAGAAUGCUUUCGGCCAUCUGAAGGCCCGUUUCAGAAGAAUCGGGAAAGGUUUGGAGGUCGACCUAAAUAAUGUCAAUACAAUUAUCAAAACUUUCUGCAUUCUACAUAACCUAUGUAACAACCACAAUGACCAUAUUAACAAAAAAUGGAUGAUCCAGAUUCAAACCUUAAAUUCGAAGCAACAACCACAAAGAGGAUUGAUAGUAAGAGUCAAGAGAAGUCACACAAACGCAUCAGCAUCCAGGAUUAUAAACGCACUGAUGGUACAUUUCGGAGCGGAAUGCCUGCGGCUUGAUGAUGGCAGUGUUGGUGAUGGCGAUGAUACUGAUGAUGUCGGCGCAGAAGGUGACAUAAACAUAGAUUGAGCGAAUGUGUCGUUCUCCGGGUUGUACGCUUCAUCUAAAUACUCAGCAUCGCAGUAGUCAUCAUCUGGAACAAAAUAAAAGAUAUUGUUAGUUGCUUCGUUAAU
Messenger RNA from Toxorhynchites rutilus septentrionalis, 1404 nucleotides. RefSeq lists its product as uncharacterized. The transcript is spliced from 3 exons. NCBI's taxonomy places the organism in Eukaryota, Metazoa, Arthropoda, Insecta, Diptera, Culicidae. The coding region runs from base 8 to 1300 and encodes 430 amino acids. The record is from RefSeq and is a predicted model, not a curated record.